CUCGAGUCGGAUCACGCGAGUUCAGGUGCAGAAGCGACAACGGCGUCUUGUCCUAUAAAUAGUCCACCAAGGGGUGUGUGCGUCUGUCUCUCUCUCACAGGAAAUCGUCGAAAGCGCAAAAGCAAAGCCACGCUUUUCGUCAGGUUGAUCUCUCCCCGCAUUGGCCCUGGUACACUUGUUCUAGGCGGAGGUGGGGGAGAAGGGGGAAAAGGAGUCGGCUUUCGGGGAGAUGGCGCGCAAUGCGGCGGACAAGGGGACGUCCAUCGACGCGCAGCUGCGGAUCCUGGCGCCUAAGAAGCUCUCGGAGGACGACAAGCUUGUGGAGUACGACGCGCUGCUCCUCGAUCGCUUCCUCGACAUCCUCCAGGAUCUGCAUGGGGAGGACAUCAGGGAGACGGUUCAAGAAUGCUAUGAAUUAGCUGCUGAGUAUGAAAGUAAGGUUGACCCCAAACAGCUGGAUGCAAUUGGGAAUGUGUUAACUCGUUUAGAUCCUGGAGACUCCAUUGUGAUGACGAAGUCAUUCUCACACAUGCUUAUCCUGGCAAACUUGGCUGAGGAGGUCCAGAUUGCGUAUCGUAGGAGGAUAAAACUGAAGAAGGGUGAUUUUGCUGAUGAAAACUCUGCUACAACUGAAUCAAACUUUGAGGAGACCCUAAAAAGGCUUGUUGGUGAGCUUAAGAAGUCCCCUCAUGAGGUAUUUGAUGCUCUCAAGAAUCAAACAAUCGACCUGGUCCUGACAGCACAUCCAACUCAGUCAGUCAGGAGGUCGCUGCUACAAAAGCAUGGCAGGAUAAGAAGUUGUUUAACAAAACUUUAUGCAAAAGACAUAACUCCAGAUGAGAAGCAGGAACUCGAUGAAGCACUUAAGAGAGAGAUCCAAGCCGCCUUUAGAACAGAUGAAAUUCGGCGAGCACCUCCUACACCACAGGAUGAAAUGCGUGCUGGAAUGAGUUAUUUUCAUGAGACAAUAUGGAAGGGUGUACCCAAGUUUUUACGUAGGGUUGAUACUGCCCUUAAGAACAUUGGCAUAAACGAGCGAGUGCCCUAUAAUGCUCCUCUUAUUCAAUUUUCUUCUUGGAUGGGUGGAGACCGUGAUGGAAAUCCAAGAGUCACACCAGAGGUUACAAGGGACGUAUGCCUGUUAGCUAGAAUGAUGGCUGCUAACUUAUACUAUGCACAGAUAGAGGAUCUGAUGUUUGAGCUAUCUAUGUGGCGCUGUAGUGAUGAACUACGUGUAAAAGCUGAUCAGUUACACCGUUGCGCAAAGAAAAACACAACAAAGCACUAUAUAGAGUUCUGGAAACAAGUUCCUCCGAGUGAACCCUAUCGUGUAAUACUGAGCAAUGUCAGAGAUAAGUUGUACAAUACACGCGAGCGAGCACGCCAUUUAUUAGCCAGUGGAUUUUCUGAAAUUCCUGACGAAGCAACAUUCACUGAUGUUGAGCAGUUCUUGGAGCCUCUUGAGCUCUGUUACAGGUCUCUCUGUGCCUGUGGUGAUAAUUCUAUUGCAGAUGGCAGUCUUCUUGACUUUCUACGGCAAGUGUCCACAUUUGGACUAUCCCUUGUUAGACUUGAUAUUAGGCAAGAAUCUGACCGACAUACUGAUGUUAUGGAUGCCAUAACUCAAUACCUUGGAAUUGGAUCCUAUCGUGAAUGGUCAGAGGAGAAACGCCAAGAAUGGCUUCUGUCAGAACUCAAUGGAAAGAGGCCAUUAUUUGGUCCUGACCUUCCCCAGACGGAUGAAAUUGCUGAUGCCCUAGAUACUUUUCAUGUGAUAGCAGAACUACCCUAUGAUAGCUUUGGUGCAUAUGUAAUAUCCAUGGCAACAGCUCCUUCAGAUGUUCUAGCAGUUGAGCUUCUGCAACGUGAAUGUCAUGUGAAGAAGCCACUGAGAGUUGUGCCAUUGUUUGAAAAACUAGCAGAUCUGGAAGCAGCACCAGCAGCUCUUGCCCGACUUUUCUCUGUUGACUGGUACAGAAAUAGGAUCGACGGAAAGCAGGAAGUAAUGAUUGGGUAUUCAGAUUCUGGAAAAGAUGCUGGCCGUUUCUCUGCAGCUUGGGAACUGUAUAAAGCUCAAGAGGAGCUUAUUAAAGUUGCUAAGCAGUUUGGGGUUAAGUUGACUAUGUUUCAUGGGCGAGGUGGAACUGUUGGAAGAGGUGGGGGUCCUACACACCUUGCUAUACUGUCACAACCUCCAGAUACCAUUCAUGGAUCACUUCGUGUGACUGUUCAAGGUGAAGUCAUUGAGCAAUCUUUUGGAGAGGAGCAUUUGUGUUUUAGGACACUUCAACGUUUUACAUCUGCUACUCUUGAGCAUGGUAUGCAUCCACCAAUUUCACCAAAGCCAGAAUGGCGUGCUUUGAUGGAUGAAAUGGCCGCUGUUGCUACAAAAGAAUACCGGUCCAUUGUCUUCCAAGAGGCACGAUUUGUUGAAUAUUUCCGCCUUGCAACACCAGAGUUGGAAUAUGGUAGGAUGAAUAUUGGAAGUAGGCCAUCAAAACGAAAGCCUAGUGGAGGCAUUGAAUCACUUCGUGCAAUUCCUUGGAUCUUUGCUUGGACACAAACUCGAUUCCACCUACCAGUGUGGCUUGGUUUUGGCGCAGCGUUCAAGCAUGUCUUGCAGAAGGACAUACGCAAUCUUCAGAUCCUUCAGGAGAUGUACAACGAAUGGCCAUUUUUCAGGGUUACAAUAGACUUGGUUGAGAUGGUGUUUGCUAAGGGUGAUCCUGGUAUAGCAGCUCUGUAUGACAAGUUGCUAGUUUCUGAGGAUUUGUGGCCAUUUGGUGCUCGUCUUAGAGCAAACUAUGAAGAAACAAAGCAACUUCUUCUACAGGUUGCUGGACACAAAGACCUUCUGGAGGGAGAUCCUUACUUGAGGCAGAGACUGCGUAUCCGUGAUUCCUACAUCACAGCGCUGAAUGUUUGCCAAGCUUGCACGCUAAAGCGUAUCAGGGACCCUGGCUUCCAUGUAAGCCCCCGAGCUCACCUCUCCAAGGACAUAAUGGACUCAGGGAAGCCAGCCGCUGAGCUUGUGAAGCUGAACACAACAAGCGAGUACGGCCCAGGCCUCGAGGACACUCUCAUCCUGACCAUGAAGGGCAUCGCUGCUGGUAUGCAGAACACUGGGUGAAGUAGAACUGGUUCGUUCUGAUGGUGUGUUAUGGUGUCAUGAAUUAGUGUAGUUUGCACCUCUAUGCAAUCACUAUUUGCAGUUUGCACCUCUGAACUCUAUAUGUAAAUAAGGGGAUGCUAAGCAACGUAUAACUAAGACUGGUUAUAUCCAUGGAUAUUACCUGUUUAGCAUGUUAUAUAUCGAACUCUUAUGCUGUUCACCGA
This is a messenger RNA of Oryza sativa Japonica Group (Japanese rice), 3336 nucleotides long. RefSeq names its product phosphoenolpyruvate carboxylase, housekeeping isozyme. NCBI's taxonomy places the organism in Eukaryota, Viridiplantae, Streptophyta, Magnoliopsida, Poales, Poaceae. Gene Ontology annotation, molecular function: phosphoenolpyruvate carboxylase activity. The record is from RefSeq and is a predicted model, not a curated record. Gene Ontology annotation, cellular component: cytosol; apoplast; chloroplast. Gene Ontology annotation, biological process: carbon fixation; leaf development; tricarboxylic acid cycle.